AUGGCUUCUCCUGUGCCGCGAGGCCUUCGUCAGGUCCUCCAAAAGUCCCCCUCGGACAUCGUUAUUCUCUCGUCUCUCCGCACGCCCGUCACGCGCGCAAAGAAGGGCGGUUUCAAGGACGCCUAUCCCGAGGAGCUCCUCGCUCAUGUGCUGAAGGCCACGUUGGAAGCGAACCCCAACCUCGAUCCCGCUUUGAUCGAAGAUGUCUGUAUUGGAUCUGUGCUCCAGGAACUCGGUGGUGCCAAAGCAGGCCGCAUGGCCCAGAUUCACGCGGGAUUCCCUCAUACAGUUCCUUUCCACACAAUCAACAGACAGUGUUCAUCGGGUUUAGCUGCCAUUUCGACUAUCGGCAAUAGCAUUCGUGCGGGUGCCCUUAAUGUCGGUGUGGGUGGAGGAAUGGAAUCCAUGACCCGGAAUUACGGCUCUCGCGCCAUUCCUACGGUUCUAUGGCCCGAGCUCAAGGAAUCCCCCUCAAAGGACUCCAGAGAUUGUAUCAUGCCUAUGGGAAUCACCUCUGAGAACGUUGCAUCUCGGUAUGGUAUCAGCAGGGAGGACCAGGAUGCCUUUGCUGCCAACUCUCACAAGAAGGCAUCCGCCGCGCAAAAUUCUGGGUUGUUCGACUCGGAAAUUGUCCCCGUGAAGACUCUCUCUUUCGACGCCGAAAACCCCGAAGCGCCUCCUAAGGAGAUAACUGUGACCAAGGAUGAUGGUGUUCGCCCAAACAUCUCUGUCGAGAAAAUGGCGUCCUUGAAGCCCGCCUUUUCAGCCACUGGUUCCAGCACUGCCGGAAACAGCUCUCAAGUCAGCGAUGGUGCUGCCGCCACUCUGUUGAUGCGUCGCUCCACCGCGACGGAGCUAGGCCUGACUUCAUCAAUCAAGGGCCGCUGGGUCGGCACCGCUGUUGCCGGAUGUGCCCCGGAUGAGAUGGGUGUCGGCCCCGCAGUUGCCAUUCCCAAACUUCUCCAGCUCCUUGACGUGAAUGUCUCGGAUGUUGGCAUCUGGGAGCUUAACGAGGCUUUCGCUUCUCAGGCUCUCUACUGUGCCCGCAAGCUGGGGAUUGACGAGGCCAAGAUCAACCCUAAGGGCGGUGCCAUCGCCAUCGGCCACCCUCUUGGUGCUACUGGAGCUAGACAGCUUGCAACCCUGCUUCCCGAGCUUGAGCGCACUGGCCAAGAAGUUGGAGUUGUUAGCAUGUGCAUUGGAACCGGCAUGGGAAUGGCUGGCAUGUUCGUCCGGGAGUAA
Aspergillus calidoustus is the source of this 1242-nucleotide messenger RNA. Lineage: Eukaryota; Fungi; Ascomycota; Eurotiomycetes; Eurotiales; Aspergillaceae. The record is from the annotation of a GenBank genome assembly.